Molecule: messenger RNA, 1388 nt
Organism: Nicotiana attenuata
Lineage: Eukaryota; Viridiplantae; Streptophyta; Magnoliopsida; Solanales; Solanaceae
Product: transcription factor bHLH30-like
Exons: 2
Coding region: 404-1168 (254 amino acids)
Biological process (GO): regulation of DNA-templated transcription
Molecular function (GO): DNA-binding transcription factor activity; protein dimerization activity
Source: RefSeq, a predicted model, not a curated record
ACUAUUAUACCGUGACUGUCUUAUCAAUUAAAGUGUCACUCAGUUUUUCUGUCUACCUCUUCUAUUUAAGGGACCCCUUCAAAAUCUCUCUGUUUAUCUUGCAAGUGGAAGUUGGCUUAUCACAAAUUUUCCAAUAAUGUUUGAAUACAAGAAAAUUUUCAAUGUUACAUAUAUUCUUGGUCAGAAACUUUGUCAAUAACCAAAAAAGUUAGUAGUUUUUUUUAGUGAUGGAAGUUCCAGUUUGUAGUGGAACUGAAAUAAUAAGCAAGCCUAGUCGAAGAAUUUCUAUUUGGUCAUCACCAACUAACCGUCCACCUGGUUUUCUUCUUUAACAUUAAGCUGUAGACUGUACGUAGUUGGUGUUUUUGCACACUUAAGUGUGUGUUUUGGAGAGGAAAAAAAGAUGGAGUUUUUCAAUUCUUGUAAUGGAUUUUGUGAGGACUAUGGUUUUCAGGGGAUGAUAGCAAAUGGGUCAACUUCAUCUUCAUCAUUGAUUUUGGAUAAUGAAAGAGGAGAGUUAGUGAAGGCAAUGGUGAGACCAGGGGAAAAAGGGGUUAAUCCAGAAAAGGCUUUGAUUGCAUUGAAAAAUCAUAGUGAAGCUGAAAGGCGGCGCAGAGAGAGAAUUAAUGGUCAUUUGGGUACUCUCAGAAACCUUAUUCCUGGCACUAAUAAGAUGGAUAAGGCCGCUUUACUUGCCAAAGUCAUCAGUCACAUAAAGGAUUUGAGAGUGAAUGCAGCAGAAGCUACCAAAGGUGUUCUAGUUCCAACAGACAUCGAUGAAGUAUGUGUCGAACAGCAAGCAGAGGGAUCUGGCAGAGCCACUUAUUCUGUCAAAGCAUCUCUGUGCUGUGAAUAUAAGCAUGAGCUUAUUUCUGAUCUGCGACAAGCUCUGGAUACUCUCCCCCUAAAAACUGUAAGGGCAGAGAUCGCUACGUUAGGGAACAGAAUGGUUAGCGUUUUCGUGAUUACUGAGGGCGAUGAAGGGAAUACUGAGGAUAAUGAAAGGUGCCAGCUUCUUGUAACUUCCGUUCGUCAGGCUUUGAGGUCAGUGCUUGAUAAAUUUUAUGCCUCUGAGGAGUUCUCUUCGAGAAGUACACUGUCAAGCAAGAGACAAAGAGUUUCACUCCUCGAUUCUUCGAGCUCUUCUUCUUUAGGCGAUUUCUGGUGAAAAAGGCAUCAUAUUUACUGCUUUUUUGUAUUAUCAAGUAUCAUGUUAUAAUUAAUGUCGCGAUCACAGAUUAAUUAAUAGCAUAUGUUUUGGCAUGCAUGCCCUCUGAUUAAAUGGAUGUGCAUGCUCCUACAUAUGUCUGCUUUUGUAAAUGGUAAAUGUGUUGCACUAAGUUGCAACCAGAAAAUAUAUAAGAAAAUAAUUCUGAUGUAAUCGGUAA